Messenger RNA from Fonticula alba, 1457 nucleotides. RefSeq lists its product as hypothetical. The coding region runs from base 40 to 1311 and encodes 423 amino acids. NCBI's taxonomy places the organism in Eukaryota, Rotosphaerida, Fonticulaceae. Gene Ontology annotation, molecular function: phosphatase activity. Gene Ontology annotation, biological process: dephosphorylation. The transcript is spliced from 4 exons. The record is from RefSeq and is a predicted model, not a curated record.
CCUUCCUGCCCCCUACAUUUGCCUCCUCGCAAGGUACCCAUGUUUUCGACGCAGCCCCACUGUUGCUCGCGAUCGCUCCACACCGGCGCCCACUGCGCGGAGCCCGACGCGACGGACCCGACGAGCGCUUGCGCCGACGGCCGGCCCUACUUCAUCGUGAGCCCGCCGGCCGCGGCCGCCACGAUUCCCGGCUUCCGGGCUCAAGAUCUCCCGGACGCCCCGGCCGCCACGGCUUCCCAGGAGGACAACCCCCCGCCAUUGGCCAUGCGUUCGCCCGGGCAGCUGGGCAUGCUGGACUUCCUCACCUACAAGGUGUCGCUCUCCUGGAACCACUUGCUGGUGGAUGUGCUUGGCUCGCCGCUCGGGCUGUCCUGGUUCGACCAGGUGUACGAGGGCCUGCUACUCGGGGCCCUGCCCUCAUCGGAGAUCAUCUCGGCCCUGGCCCAGUCGGGCUCCGACCAGCGCCUCUCGGCCGUCGUCAACAUGUGCUCCGAGUUCAACCUCAACUCCGAGCUCUACGACAAGCUGGACCUGCCGCAGCUCCGCCUACCGACGCUGGACUUUUCCGUCCCCUCGAUCCCGGCCCUAUGCGCCGGGGUGGCCUUCCUCUCGCGCUGGCUCACGCCGUCCGAGGAUAACCCCCGGCCGACGGUCUAUGUCCACUGCAAGGCCGGUCGCGGGAGAUCCGCCGCCCUGGUGGUUCUGUAUGUGGCGUGGCGACUGUUCCUGGAGCACAACCGGGCCAUCCUCCCGGAGCCGGUCCAGGUCGGCAUCCCCUCGCCAGCUCCGGCCGCCGGUGCCGGGUCCCCCGCCCCGAACUCCGAGGCCGCCACCACCCCUGAUACGGCCAUCGCCCCGGACACGGCCAGUGCCCCGGCGGUCGCCACGGGCGUCGACGAGCCCACCGACGACGAGGAUGUCCACAACACCGGGCAGGGCUCGCAGGCAACCGCCGCCGACCACAUGCCGGCAGCCAUCCCGAGCACGGGGACACCCGCCGGGGAUGCGGUCGCUGCCGGGCCUGACAGCACGCACGGGACGUCCGAGCUCCAGGCCCCCCCCGCCGGGCACUCCGACACCGGGACCGAUGAUCUGAUCAUCCGCGCGUGCAGCCACUUCCUGGAGGCAGCCCUGGAGAUGGUUCUCGAGAAGCGCAAGCAGAUCAAUGUGGAUCUCGCCACCAGGCAUGAGAUCCGCUCGGCCAUGUACUCCCUGGUGCGGCACUUGUGCACCGAGCACGGGCUCGAUGCCCGCCUCAUCGCCCCCCGGCCGCGGGAGGAACCGGCCGUCCCCGCCGCGGCCGCCGACUAGCUCUCCUGAGCCGCGUGGCCAAUCGCUGCUGACAGCGGCCGCCCCGCUGCCCCUCCCCCCCCCUCUUCUCCGGCCGAAGGGCGGGUUGUUGUUGUUGCAGCUCUGCCAGGGCCCUCCUCAGGUCCGGGUAGCACAUCCCCCCCCCC